GCGAGCAGAGUCCCCCAUCGAGCGUUGUGCUAACGGUGGCGACUGGAUAAUAUCGGAGAGCAACAACGGAACAAAAAGUUAUGAACACUGUCAAAGUAUUGUUUCACGAUGAAGUUUCGACUCGAGGAGGCUCACCGGCCGGGAGACGCUACAGUAUUUAACUAUUCUCCCCGUUGACAACCUGACAUCGACAUGGACAUCGGAUUCAAGGUGCUACUGCUGUGCGGGGCUGUGAGCUGUUCUUUCCGGACGGCCCCUCCCGACAUAAACCCCUCAGCACUAGCCGAUGAUGAUUCCCUGGAUUUCUACAUAACUGGACCCGAACGAUACGUGGCUUUAUCUACUGACAUGACCGUCUUCUUCACCGUUCCUCACAACAACACCGACGCACUAUUGGCUCGGGUCGUGGACAAGAGUGGCAAGACAUCAACAACGUCAAUUCCGCCGUCCACGCCAUCCGGGAGCGUCAUCAUACCGUGCGGCAUGAUCCACCGUGCCGGGAACUACACCCUCGAGCUGAUUUCACGUUCGAACGAAACAGUUCUUGCUCGGUCGAGAUACGACACGGUUGUAGAGUGGCCCUCGGUCGUAGUCCACGUUCCCCUUCUCAUCGAGACUCAUUCCUCGGAUGCCGCGGUAACUUUCGAGCUUCCCGACAAGAAGUGCCCGCCCUUCCACAGAGAAACCUACACGUUCCAAGUCGAUCUUCUCUACCUCGGAGACGGAGGCAACUCUAGUUGGCUACACGAGAUCUAUUUGGAGUCGAAACGAGUUUUCUCGUGGCGCGAAAUCGAAGAACAAGAGGUUACAUUCUCGUGCGAAAAUUUCGACAGACCCGGGUUCUAUCAGGUAUCGCUCCGUUGCGAAGAUUGUGAGCAAGGACUCGCGGCAAUCGCCAAGAGUCAACCGAUCCAAGCCGCGUGGAGCGGAAAGUACAGAAUCAAUGUCGCUCAACAAUUCAUCGGCACCUGCUUCCACGGAAUCAACAUUGCAUAUCACUUCCCACCGUGUACGGGGAACCAAGAUCGACUCCGAGUCUACGGAAUAAACGAAGAGAACCCUGAGGGGAAAUACCUUCUGGAGAAACGUCUCUCCAGGGAUCGGCACGCCAUUGUUCUCAGUUGUCAUCAUUUCGAUGGACCCUACGACAAGUUCUGCUUCCAUUAUGUCACAUUUGCGAAAAACAGGGCCGUGAACUCCGUUGAUGUGCAUUGCCGGGCAGUGCGAGACGACUCGUCUGAAUUCGGAAUGUGGGAUGAGUGGUCGUCUUGGACUUUCUGCACUGGGAACUGUGGUCGCGGUACUCAAAUGAGGCAUCGCGAUUGCUCCAGGAAGAAGUGCAAAGGCGAGCAGGUAGAGUCUAGGGAAUGCGAUCUGCCUGAGAAGUGUCCGAGUACAACUGCCAUGCCACCUGAUAUCAAUUUGAACCAGGUGGCCACCUAUUGCUCGUGUGGAUGCGUCCUCGGGGUGUUCAAGAACACGACAGUGUAUUUCAGAGCGAGCGAGUGCGCCCAAAGCGGGAGCCAUACCUCAUGGCUAUUGAGACCUGUUUUCCACAACGCCUCGUCAAUCAUCGUUCGGUUGACCUCGGCAAGAUUGGCUGACCGUGACAGCUUCUACAUUGUUGUGAGGGACGGGAUCGAACCCGAUGGAACCAUGUUGGCCAUGAUCACGGGAGGCGAAGAGCGAAAGUUGCCGUUGGAGCUACGUUCCAUCUCCGGCCCUAUCCGCGUUGACUUUAUUCAGCGAACUGCUGAAGUUUCCCCAGACGUUGAUUUUCUCAUGAGUUUCUACGAAGAGCUACAACCGCGCAAAAUCAGUGCACUGGCGCAGAUAGGAUUGUUGUACAAAAUCAGCCGAUUGCCUUAUCUUCAUCUAGUCGCACUCUUGGUAGUGGGAUCGGUCCUCAUUGUGACUGCAACGUUGUGUCUCGUGCACCGAGUGGCUCUAGGGAGAGCCAUCUCGAAACAGAGAAGACCUUCAGUCUUCUCGAUCCCCCCGACAAGUGCUGAGGGUCAAGGACCAACGGAUCUUCUCCUGUCGAGAGACUCAUUGGAGACGGUCCUGUCGCCUAGUCCUUCGCCCUCACCCACUCCCACCGUGAUUUCUGUUCCUUCGAGAGCAACGACGACACCGAUAACCGCAAACGCCGACGCAAUAUACUCCUCGACAGGGUCACCGCUGAGAACUAAUAAGAAGACUUCAGUUCUUGCAUCGCUCGAAAGCCUCGCCGAUGUGAACAAUUUAGUUCGGAAGAAGCUACGUAAGAAAAAUCCGUCGAAACUUCAAAGACACUCCGUCAUGUGCACGAGCUCGGAGUUCGGCUCGACCAGCGGGACAGAUGGCUUCGAAUUCGAUGCCUAUGAUUACGGAUGCGAAGACAUUCCGAACUCAUUUUUCAAUUCUACGACUGUUGUCCUUCCCCCGUUUUUAUCGGAGAAAGAUCUCCGCAUGUUCAGACUCCCACCUUCGACCGUUGAGAAUAUAGAAGUUCAAGAUCUCACCGACUCGGCGGAAACGUUAGCGCCCCUGGACGAAGAAGAAUCGGCUGCGACGUGAAGCUCGAGGUACCUAGCUUUCAUCUGGCUCUAUUCCGACGACAAGCAUACAAACGGAUCUCAUUCUCCCUUCGUUCCUGAAUCAAACCGGGCGAUGUCAAGCAGGAUUCCCCCCGUCGCACAAGAGGCCAUUUCAAACAGCCCAAUCAAAGCAAGGAC
This is a messenger RNA of Galendromus occidentalis (western predatory mite), 2717 nucleotides long. RefSeq names its product thrombospondin-1 like protein golden goal (gene gogo). NCBI's taxonomy places the organism in Eukaryota, Metazoa, Arthropoda, Arachnida, Mesostigmata, Phytoseiidae. The transcript is spliced from 10 exons. The record is from RefSeq and is a predicted model, not a curated record. Gene Ontology annotation, cellular component: cell periphery. Bases 193 to 2559 code for a protein of 788 amino acids.